This is a messenger RNA of Trypanosoma cruzi, 204 nucleotides long. RefSeq names its product mucin TcMUCII, putative. The transcript has a single exon. NCBI's taxonomy places the organism in Eukaryota, Euglenozoa, Kinetoplastea, Trypanosomatida, Trypanosomatidae. The annotation marks the transcript as partial. The record is from RefSeq and is a predicted model, not a curated record.
ACGACGACCACUACACAAGCACCAACUGCGACCACCACUACCACGGAGGCGCCAAGCAUUACGACUACAGAGGCGCCAACUACGAGGACCACCCGCGCACCGCCACUUCUUCGCAAAAUUGACGGCAGUCCCAGCAGCCCUGCGUGGGUUUAUGCCCCGCUGGUGCUCGCGGUGUCCGUGCUGGCUUACAGCAGUCUGUGCUGA